GUGUAAUCCGCUGAAUUUGGCAGGGGGAGGAAGAGGAAGAAGAUGGAAGGGAAUAAAGACGAAGCAGAAAAAUGUAUCCUAAUAGCAAGGAAAGCUCUCGAAGCUGGCGACAAAGAAAAGGCAUUGAAGUUUUUAAAUAAAGCAGAGAAGCUGUAUCCUACUGAUAAAGCAAAAGUACUGCUGGAUGCACUGACAAUGAAUGGAAACUCUGCUGGGAGUGGUGCUUACUGCCGGAAGCCCACAGACAUCACCGCUGGAGACAAUUCAGAGAAGGACAGCACCAAAGAGACUGCAAAAAGCUUCACUAAGGACCAGGUGGAGGGAGUACAAAGGAUAAAGAAAUGCAAAAACUAUUAUGAAGUGCUGGGUGUCACUAAAGAGGCCAACGAGGAGGAGCUGAAGAAAGCUUACAGAAAGCUUGCACUGAAAUUCCACCCCGAUAAAAACCGUGCACCAGGAGCAACGGAUGCAUUCAAAAAGAUUGGAAAUGCAUACGCAGUGCUAAGUAACUCAGAAAAGCGAAAGCAGUAUGACCUGACGGGGGGAGAAGAUGCCACGUGCAGUCCCCAGGGCCGGGCAGGAUUCGACUUCCACAGGGGCUUUGAGGCAGACGUCACGCCAGAGGACCUGUUUAACAUGUUCUUCGGAGGGGGGUUCCCUUCAAAUAGCGCAAGUACAUUUACAAAUGGCAGAGCCAGAUACAGCCCUCAAUAUCAGAAUCAAACCAGACGAGAGAGGCAGGAGGACAGGGCUGAUGGUGGGUUUUCAAUGUUUAUUCAACUUAUGCCCAUUGUACUUCUGAUUCUAGUGUCUGUUUUAAGCCAGUUGAUGGUCUCAACACCACCUUACAGCCUAUAUCCCAGACCGGCAACCGGUCAGACCAUUAAACGGCAGACAGAAAACCUGAUCGUAGAUUAUUACGUCUCAAAAGAUUUCAGAUCGGAGUAUAAGGGGUCAGCACUACAAAAAAUUGAAAAGAGUGUGGAGGAGGAUUAUGUUUCCACUAUCAGAAAUAAUUGCUGGAAAGAACGGCAAACAAAAACAGACUUGCUGUAUGCAGCCAAAGUGUACCGAGACGAGCGGCUGCGAAGGAAGGCUGACAUGAUGACCAUGGACAACUGCAAAGAGUUAGACCGGCUAAAUGAUCUGUUUCGGGGCGGUUGAUCAGUCUGUCCUCCCCCAUUUAAUGUUAUCAAAAUACUUUCUUUAUUUUGAAUAGCCUUACUGUGGAAAUCAUUGAAACCACCCCUAAAAAUGCCUUGUUGCAUCUUUUAUUGACCAAAAAAAGAGAGGCUAAUGUGCACCAAUGCUUUUUCCUCUCAGAAGCCUUCAACUGGAAAGCAGAGCAUUAUAGGAGAUAAUGAAACACUGUACUAGGCUUGACUUGGUACGGCACUAUGUGUCUGUAGUAAUCAGCUUUGUGCAUUCUUUAUCAUUUAGGCAAACAUAUUCUUUAUUUUAUCAUUUAAGACACACUGAUGCUUAAUUUAAGUAAUAAAUCUGUUCUUUUUAAAUCAACCCAUUAUAAUAUUACUCUUUUAAUGAUUUGAACAACUUUUUUUAAUCAUUUGUUUGUGAUUUUUUGUUUUUAAACUCUGAUACACCUGUAAGUACAGAAGAAAAUACUUUAAAUAUAGAUGGAGAACUGUUAUAAUAAUAUAUUAUUGUCUGCUAUUUCUGUAUAUAAGAUCUGUUUCAGUUUUCUGCUUACCUACAGUACUGUAAAGUUAUUCUUUGCUUUCAGAAUUUUAAUAAUGACUAAUUUAACUGAGAAAUAAAUAUGUACUUUGUUUACUGUGCUCAGAUUA
This is a messenger RNA of Polyodon spathula (Mississippi paddlefish), 1808 nucleotides long. Its product is annotated as dnaJ homolog subfamily B member 14-like. Gene Ontology annotation, cellular component: endoplasmic reticulum membrane. The transcript has 8 exons. The coding region runs from base 43 to 1164 and encodes 373 amino acids. The record is from RefSeq and is a predicted model, not a curated record. Gene Ontology annotation, biological process: cellular response to misfolded protein. Gene Ontology annotation, molecular function: Hsp70 protein binding. NCBI's taxonomy places the organism in Eukaryota, Metazoa, Chordata, Actinopteri, Acipenseriformes, Polyodontidae.